Colletotrichum tamarilloi is the source of this 2460-nucleotide messenger RNA. RefSeq lists its product as uncharacterized. The record is from RefSeq and is a predicted model, not a curated record. NCBI's taxonomy places the organism in Eukaryota, Fungi, Ascomycota, Sordariomycetes, Glomerellales, Glomerellaceae. The coding region runs from base 1 to 2460 and encodes 819 amino acids. The transcript is spliced from 4 exons.
AUGGCGGGCCGCAUUCCCAACCUCGACUUGGAGGCGGAAUUUCAGAAGCUGGUGCCUCUCAUGAGAUCAUGCUUUGACCGAGAGGACCCAGAGCUCAGGCCCACCUACAGAGAUUGCAGAAGUUGGGCAAAAUCUUUCACAUCGAACAUUCGACGUAGCAUGGCCUCGCGCGACAACAACGGCUGGCUCGGCGACAAUGGGGAAGGGGACCUCACCGAGCGAUUCGAGCUUGUGCAGCAAAUUCGAGACACAAUACUCAACCACGAUGACAUCAAAGAGGAGGAGGACAAGAUCAAAAUACUUGAGACAAAAGAGGUGUGGGCGCACCUCAUGGUCCUGCCCUUGCCUCGUCUCCGAACCUUCUUGGCCGAGGUACAGAACAACGACAACCUGGUCUACACUCUCAAUGUUUCAUUCCCCGCAAUGAAUGCCCUUAUCCUGCUAUUCCGAGGCCCGGCGGCAGAAUGGGUCAAGACGGGUACUAUUUCGCGAAGCAAUGCUGAGCGAAUUGCGACUGCCCAGAGAGACCUCGGGCUUUGCGCCUUUACGGGCCACCUACUCGGUGAAAAGUGUCACAUCCUGCCGUUCUGGACUCUAAAUAGGCCUCGCUGCUCCCAGGCACUUGACGCUGCAUCCGCAGUAUUCGGAAGGGAACGAAUCCAAAUGCUUCGCAAGAAGCUCGUCAACCCCAAGACCAACAUUGUCGAUACGUCCCGAAAUAUGAUCACGUUGCACCCUAUGCUUCACAAGUUUUGGGACCAUGGACUUUUUGGUUUAGAGCCCGUCACUCUCUUGUACGAAGAGGACAAGAAGGAAGAACCCGCCAUUGCGGGUCCCUCGACUCCCUCAAAGGUCGCUGGCGAGAGACCCAAUGAGGAGAGUGGGGCGCCGGGUUCCUCAAGGUCUACAAGAUCUGGUACCAAGAGACUCAGCGAUAGUUCACAGAUCACGCCUUCCAAGAAGUCCAAGAGAACCAGAGAGGGCAAGGGUAAGGGCAAGGAGAGGGAGGUGGAGCUGCCGCAGGAUAUUAAGCCUACGAAGGAGGACGGUGAGCGCGCAAGGGAGGCGAUCGGUAUUCGUGUUCGACUCAAUUGGCUGCCAAAGACGAUGUGCUUGACGCCGGACAAUCUUCCAACGAACAUGACUGAGUUACGGCGGACUUGGAGCCCGUGGGACGAAGACUACGUUGUUCACCGCAAGGAUGCCCGGCCCGUUGACGACGGCCAGAUCAUCGACAUCUUCGAUACAGCAGACGCCAAAGCCCCCGAUUUCGACAUUCUGCAAUUGCAGUUCGACGUUUUCCGCAUGCAGGCCCUGUCCGGCAGGGCUGACCCCAUUAUCUAUGCCCCCGAUUGGUACUACGAUGAAGAUGGGGAAAUUGUUUCAGAUCCCGUGCCAGGAAAAGAAGAGGCUAAAGUCAGCAUUCCUUCUUCUGACCCUCAAGGCUUCGAUCUCCCUACCGUCGCUUCUUCAUCUCAUCAUCAAGACUUCGAUCCGUCUACCGUCGCUUCUUCAUCUCGUCCUCAAGACUUCGAUCCGUCUACCGUCGCUUCUUCAUCUCGUCCUCAAGACUUCGAUCCGUCUACCGUCGCUUCUUCAUCUCGUCCUCAAGACUUCGAGCCAUCUGCCGUUGUUUCUUCACCUCAAUUUCAAGGCUCCUAUUCAUCUACAGCGGCAUCUCGUCAACAGCUCCCCAGCAUCGUAGGAGGACCCGACGUUAAGGCGCCUCCUCUGAGAAGACCCUCGAUCAUCUCAGGUAUGAAGACCGUGGGCCGCGCCUUUGGUCUUUCAUUGGUAUCUGACCAACAGACCCCCGACGCCGAAGAAGAAUCCAACGUUGCGUCGCCUCCGAGUCUUCAGAGGAGUGCGUCGAUCAUGUCCGGUGUGAAGACUGCGGGCCGGAAUGUUACUCGUUCAUUGAGCAAUGCCAAGAACCAGACCAAGAACCUUGUACGCAAUCCAAGUUUGGCUUUGCGCGGCAAAAAGGAAGGAAAGCGGCAGCGCCAGACUCCCGAGCGAACGUCGGGCACCCGAACUCCCACCAGAGUCUAUCCCAACGAACCGGCGACGGGCCGUGAAACCCCUUUCAGCGACAAAGAGAACGUCGCCACGGGCAUCGACGAGCGCUCGCGCCAGCAAUCUUACCAGAGAACACACAACCCUCUGUCCGAAGUGCAGGAGCGUGUACCAAGUGUUACAGCCCAGAAGUCGCAAGGUCAUGAACGUUCCAAGAGUGGCGGUUCAGGUCAGGCCUUGGACAAGACCAAAAAGCGUUUUUCCGCGAGCCAUCUCGUCAAGCGUCGGUCUGAGGCCGAAUUUACGAAGCGCUCUUCUGCCGAUCAGAUUGAGAAGCGCCGGUCCGUGGGCAAUCUCACUGAGCUCCUGUCUGAAGGUCCCGAGAACGCACCAAGCGAUUUAGGACACCAAUUCUCGGUGGCUCUGCGUCCUCGAGAGGUCUGA